Leptosia nina is the source of this 1320-nucleotide messenger RNA. NCBI's taxonomy places the organism in Eukaryota, Metazoa, Arthropoda, Insecta, Lepidoptera, Pieridae. The record is from the annotation of a GenBank genome assembly.
AUGGGUUUUCAGACUAUAGAAUAUGAUCCUAUGUGCGACCAGGAUAAUCCUCAAAAGAUCUCAUUUGAGGACGUUUCAGCGGCUGCUUUUAGGAUCCAGAGUGGAAUUAUAAAAACGCCAUGCGUGAAAUCCCAUAUGUCUAAAAGUUAUGGAAUGGAAAUAUUUCUCAAAAAUGAUUUUCUGCAACAUACUGGAAGUUUUAAAGAACGAGGUGCUCGGAAUGCUUUGCUCUUACUACCACCGGAAGCGAAAUCCCGCGGAGUAAUAUCAGCAUCUCUUGGAAACCACUCGCAAGGACUCAGUUACCACGCCAAUCAACUGAAUAUUCCGACCACAGUAGUUAUGCCAAACGUAGCUCCCAUCAUGAAGAUUGAAAAUUGUCGUUCGUAUGGUGCAAAUGUUGUUGUACACGGUCACGAUAUGAAGGAAGCAAAGUUCCACGCUAUGACAUUGGCUAAGGAGAAAGGGCUAACAUACAUCAAUGGGUACGACCAUCCUCACAUAAUGGCAGGGCAGGGCACAGUAGGCUUGGAAAUACUUGAGCAAGUUCCUGACGUCGACGCCAUAUUAGUUCCCGUAGGGGGAGGGGGGUUGCUUGCCGGAGUCGCUACAGCAGUUAAGCAUCUUAAGCCCCAUGUUCUAAUAUAUGGUGUGGAGACAGAAAAAUGUCCAAGUAUGGAAGAAGCCAUACGUCAAAAGGCUCCGUACAGUGUGGACAUUCGUUCGACAUUGGCAGACGGACUUGCCGUUCCCACAGUCGGAUAUAACGCCUUCUUCACUGUCAAAUCUCUAAUCGAUAAAAUGAUUACAGUCAAUGAAGACUGGCUCGCUCGUGCCAUCCUACGGCUUGUGGAGCAAGAGAAGUACGUAGUAGAAGGUGGUGGUGCUGUCGGGGUAGCAGCCAUAAUGGCCGGUCUUGUACCUGAAUUGGCGAAUAAAAAGGUUGUCUGUAUACUAUCAGGCGGGAACAUAGACACGACUAUACUGGGAAGAUGUCUCGAACGAGGAUUAGCAGCAGAGCAGCGUCUGGUUAAGUUUAAAGUGACUGUAAGCGACCGACCCGGUGGUAUUGCAGAACUGUGCAAGCAUUUAGCAUCUCUUGGUGUCUCUAUAAAGGAUAUGAUGCAGGAACGAGCUUGGGUGUAUGGAGAUAUUUUUAGUGUUCGAGUAAAGGUAGUCUGUGAAACACGAGGACCAGAACACAUGACAGAAUUACGUAACAUUAUAAUGGAUACAUACAAGGAAUGGUACUUUGCGCAGGAGUGGGAUGAACGACACCGUCGCCCUAGUAGAGACUCAUUAGAUGAUGUAUCGCAUUAA